AUGUCCCGACACCAGAAUGGACUUGCUGUCAAGCUACGUCUUUUUACGAACAAGCUGGCGCAGCAUGAAUUCGUCAAGGAGCUGCUGGCGCAGGUAGACGGCUUCAAGACGGCUUACGCAGCCUCCGAGGCCAGGGCGACGCGAUUCCACCAGGACCUCACCCGUGCCCAGGAGACGGUGGACGGCCUCAUCGCUGAGCUGGAUGGUGCGAAGUCUGCCUGCACCGCGGCCAAGGACAAAGCCGCUCAGGCGGUCGCCGAGCUGAGGGGCGCCCAGGAGGCCCUGGCGCAGACGGAGAGUAGGGCGGAGCAGGCGGACACAGCGGCGCAGACGCUGCAACAAGAGCUCGAGGCUGUGCAGGACGAGCUGCACCGCGCCACAAGGAACCACUCCACUGCGACGCGCGCUCUGGAGCUGCAGCUGCGCAGGCUGCAGGCCCAGCAUGCUGCGGCCACGGACGAGACCAAGAGCGCUGUGCGUGACCGUGACGCAAGCCGCGAGCAGCUCCGCAGCAUGCAGGAGCACCUCCAGCGCAUGGCCCUGCAGCGCGACGAGGCGCACGCAGCCACGACGGCCCUCGAGGACCGCGUUGACAUGGCCGUGGCCACCCGCGAUUUGGCGCGCAUCAAGCUCACAGAUGUGGAGGGCAAGCUCAAGCGGCAGCAGGAGGCUCUGGAGCAGGCGCUGCGCGAGGCUGCCAGCGCCCGUGCCGCACUUGCCGAGCUGCAGCAGGAGAUGAUGAUCAAGGAGGAUCUUCUGGACCAAGCCGCAACCGCCGCCAGCCAGCGCGCCGACGAGAUCCAUACGCUGCGGGCGCUGCUGGGGGACAAGGAGGGCGAGCUGGCAGGCAUGGGGGACGCCCUGGCCAGCAUCCACGCGCAGCACCACGAGGCCAAGGAGCAGUGCCAGCUGCUGACGACCCGCCUGCUGAAAGCUCAGGCGGAGCAGGACCGCGCAUUUCGGCUGGCCGUCACAACAAAAGACGAGCUGGUCAGUGUCCAGGCGGCCCUCGAUGACGCCAAGAUGCGCGUGACCGCGGUGGAGAAGGAGGCGGCCGACGCCAGCGGCGAGGCGGGGCAGCUGCAGGCGCAGCUGACAACGGAGCGGGCAGAGGCAGGCGCGGCUGUCGCUGCCCUGAAGUCCCAAGUGGAGCGCCUCCAGAAACAAGGCGUGGCCUACUUGAAAGUGAUCGACGCCCGCGAGGUAGAGAUCAAGACGCUGAAGGACUGGCGCGCCAGCGAGGUCAGAAUGAUGCAGUCGCAGCUGGACGCCCAGCAGGGCCAGCUGGCGUACAUGAGGAACAAGCUGGUUGACGAGAAGAGUCAAAACCACAACGCUGCGGCGCAGUGCGAGCGACUCGCGGCCGGCCUGCGCCAGGCUCAGGCCGCGCUGGACGCCGCCACGGCGCGCGUUGCAGCCGCGGAGGAGGCGGCGGCUGCCGCCAACAGCCAGGCGGGGGAGCUGCAGGCGCAGCUGGCGGCGGAGCGCGAAGAGGCCGGUGCCGCUGUUGCUCACCUGCGAUCGGAGGUGGAGCGGCUGCAGCGCGACAGCGCGGCCGCGGCAGGAGCCCUGGCAGCCUCAACGGCCCAGGUUGCAAAUUUGGAGGACGAGCUGUACGAGGCGCGAAUGGACUUGAUGGCGGAGGAGGUGACACACAAGUCCAUCACCGGGGCCCUGCAGGAAGAGUCGACAGAGCGCCUGCAAGGAGCCUCAGCGCACAUUUCCCACCUCGACUCAACAAUUGGCAAGAUCAGGGAGUCCCUCGCGACCACGCAGACAAUGCUGCAGACAAUGGGGCACACCAAUAGCGCCCUAGAGGAGGAGAAAACCAAGAUUGCUGCCUCCCUUAAGAAGACGGAGGCCCAGCUGCGGUCCCUGCGGGGGCAGCAGCAGCACCUGCAGGCGCAGGCGGGGGAGCAGGUGGCCGCCAUGCACAGGAAGCUCACAGACGCCGAGGCGGCAGCCCGCAGCAGGCAGCAGUCUGAGCAGGCGGCGCGCCGGGAGAGGGAUGGCGCCUUACAGAAGGCCGAGCGCCUCGAGGCCGAGAAGCGCAAGGGCCUGCGCCUGGCCUCAGCCGAGAGCGCCGAGGAGGCGCGCCUCUGGCGGCAGGCGCAGGCCGAGCAGGCUGAGCAGCAGCAGGCGGACCAGGCGGCGGGGCUCAAACAGUCGGAGGAGACCUGGAAGCUCAAGUUCACCGUGGCGCAGCUGCGCGGGCAGCUGGCCAAGGCGGACCCGGCCGCCCACCAGGAGGUGGCGUCCCUCGAGGCGGCCAAACAGAAGCUGGAGCGCCUGCUGGCGGACGCGCAGGCGGAGAACGUCGACCUCAAGGCCCGCGCCAAGGCGGCCACGCUGGCGGCGGCGGAGGCGGUGGCAGCGGCCGAGGAGCCGCGCGUCAAGGGCGCCCCCGCCAACGCCGUGCGCCGCGCCGUGGGCGAGGCGGCCGCCAUCCGAGACCAGCUGGCGGCGUCCGAGGCGGAGCUGAAGGAGCGCGACGCCACCAUCAUUACGCUGAACAAGGCGCUGGAGGCGCGGGCGGGCGAGAUCCGGCGCCUCAAGGCGGGCGGCGCCGAGGCGGCCGCCUGCGCGGCGCUCAGGGCGUUGCUGGCGGAGGCGGAGGGGCGCUGCGCGGCGCUGCUAGAGGAGGUCAAGAAGACCGCGGCGGAGCGGGACGCCCGCGUGCCCAAGCACCUGGUCCGCGACGUCCUCAGCGCCGCCGCCACCGAGGUCGCGGAUGAGGUCACGCGGCCGCUGCUGGGCUCCCUGACGCCGCAGCAGCUGCAGGCGGUCGAGGCGCGGUCGGCUGGCUGGUUCGCCAAGCUGGCGGUGGCAGACGCCUCGGGCCUUCGCGGGUCCUGGAAGCGCGGGGCGCUGCAGCAGGCGGCCGCCGCGGCGGCGGGCGCGGCGGCGCAGCAGCGGGCCCCCGGCGCGCCACGCGCGUCGUGGGACAGCGCCAGCGACGGCGCGGACCAGGCGCCCGCCGCGGCGGCGCGGAGCUCGCCAGCCAAGUUCGCCGUGGCGGCGCCGCCCUCGCCGACCAAGGUCGCCGAGCGCAGCCCCGGCGGCGGCGGCGGCCCGGCGGUCGUGGGCGCGGCCAUCCGUGCGGCUGCACAGGUGGCCCUGCUGAAACUGGACGAGCGCCUGGCGGAGGAGCUGCAGCUGUAG
Molecule: messenger RNA, 3162 nt
Organism: Monoraphidium neglectum
Lineage: Eukaryota; Viridiplantae; Chlorophyta; Chlorophyceae; Sphaeropleales; Selenastraceae
Exons: 34
Coding region: 1-3162 (1053 amino acids)
Source: RefSeq, a predicted model, not a curated record